CCCCAUCCACCUUAUCCACUUCAGCCACGCCCCAUCUCCCCCCGUCGUUCCCUCCUCCACCCGCCCCGAGCAGCAGGGAGCACCGGCGCCUGCGCUGCGUCGCCAUGGAUGGCCUGCCCCGAGUAGCAGCCAGCAGCCAGCAACGUGAGGUCGGGAGAUCCUCUCCUCCCCGGAUCCCGAUGACGGCGAGAUCCAGCAGAUGCAGACCAACCGGCGGUGGUCGUCGCCACGACACGCGGCCCUCCAUGGGCUUGUGCUUCUGCUCGACUGCUCGCCCGGCGACGUGGUUCCCAGUGACUUACGACACGGCUGCUUCGAUCCGUGCCCCGGUGACAUGCCUAGUGCCCCCAAGAAGAUUGGAUGCCUUGGUUGGUUGCUGCAGGGACGCGUGCUGGAGUCCUCGUCGACUGCAUCAAGUGAUUACAGGCUGCAGCGCGGGAAGAUAGAGAAUUCGCUGCCAAUAUUUAUGCUCAACUGCGUACAACUACAAGGGGGGGUGAGGGUAAUGAAGGAGAUAAUGCAGAACGACAGUCACAAGCUGGUAGGAUAAGGGCAUCACCUGGGAGGUUGGUGAAGUUGAACAAUAAGUUGAGCCCAUUACAAAAGUCACACCUCUGCCACAAGCUGUUUGGAGGCCUGGAUUCAUGUUUUAGUUGCACAUAUUUACAACAAAAGUUGGCUUUGGAUUCAUGUUUAGUUGCACAAAUAUGUGUUUAUUUUUGCACAGACUGCACACAUCCAUGUCUGUGUGUGUUGAUUGCACACAUUUACAUCAAAAGUUGGCUUUUGGAUCCA
Aegilops tauschii subsp. strangulata is the source of this 795-nucleotide messenger RNA. The record is from RefSeq and is a predicted model, not a curated record. Lineage: Eukaryota; Viridiplantae; Streptophyta; Magnoliopsida; Poales; Poaceae.